Messenger RNA from Postia placenta MAD-698-R-SB12, 813 nucleotides. RefSeq lists its product as hypothetical. The transcript has 2 exons. The coding region runs from base 1 to 813 and encodes 270 amino acids. NCBI's taxonomy places the organism in Eukaryota, Fungi, Basidiomycota, Agaricomycetes, Polyporales, Adustoporiaceae. The record is from RefSeq and is a predicted model, not a curated record.
AUGCUGCGCACAGACCAGCUGCGCACGGACCAACGCGCACAGCCUGCCCUUAACCUCCCCUUAGGAGUUCAGGGAGUUACGACCCCCUUUAAAAAGGAGGCCACCUUUGCCACUGCCUUCAGGGCCCACUUCGGCAACCUCGAUAACGAAGCAGCAGCACAGGUAGAACUGGCCAAACUCUGUGCGGAUAAAUCGAUCCACGAAAAAUGUACCGCUGCAGAGUUCUCCACGUUAUUCAACGGUCCGGCAGACCAUUCUGGGUAUGGAGACCUGGAGCUAUGCGACAAGUACCUAAGCAGCAUCCCCUCCCAAGUCCACCAAAAAAUCGAGCUCAAGACCUUCAUCAUGUGGCAGGAAGCUGACAAGCAUGCCACAGAAGUCAAGCAGAUCCUCGAUAUUAGCCAGGCCCGUCGGCCCGAGCUGAACAAUUUCUUCUCCGGUCAAGGAAGAGGGCAAGGCGGAGCGCGUGGUGGUGCACCACAGCCGCACCUAACUUUGGCCAGCAUCAACGUGGCCAUCGGAAAAGGAAACUUUCCUGGAAGCUGCUUCGGCUGUGGAAAGCAAGGGUACCAACACUUUGAGUGCCCCAAUUGUAAGGACAAGCCUUAUGCAAAACACAUUGACACAUGGGCUACGGUUGCCUCAUGUUCCACCCAGGCCAUGACAAGCGCCCCCAUCCCUUCACCCUCAGCAAGUAUAAGUGCCGCUUCAGCAAAGUCUGAGCAACUGGAGCUGGCGGACUUACUAGUACAAGUGAAAUCAAUGCGCAAGGAGCUCAAGCACUAUCGGGCAAUGAAGGAGGAGUCUUUUUGA